AGAGAAAAAAAAAACAAAAAAAGGGGGUUCAAAGACAGAGCAAAAGGGUAGCUGUGAAGUGAGUUCACUGUACGGUUAGCUGGUUUCUUUCUUUGAGAUCAAAGACUCGAAAAGGCCAUUUUAAUGAGUUAAUCUUUACCGGAAAUGGAAGGGCAGGCCGCCAAACAAGCGCUUCUCCUUUUCUUUUUCCUUUUUCUUCACUCUCUCCUCUUCGAUUGCGCUCUCUCCGAAAUCUUCUUCGAAGAACGCUUCGAAGAUGGGUGGAAGAGCAGAUGGGUAUUAUCAGAUUGGAAAAGGAGUGAGGGAAAAGCCGGCACCUUCAAGCACACUGCAGGCAAGUGGUCCGGCGAUCCUGAUGAUAAAGGUAUUCAGACAUAUAAUGAUGCCAAACAUUAUGCUAUCUCUGCUAAGAUACCAGAGUUCAGCAACAAGAACAGAACUCUAGUGGUUCAGUAUUCUAUUAAGUUGGAACAAGACAUUGAAUGUGGUGGUGGUUACAUUAAGCUUCUCUCUGGUUAUGUAAACCAGAAGAAAUUUGGUGGUGACACGCCUUACAGUGUGAUGUUUGGACCAGAUAUUUGUGGCUCACAGACCAAAAAGCUCCAUCUUAUACUAUCUUACCACGGGCAGAAUUAUCCUAUUAAAAAGGAUUUACAAUGUGAAACAGACAAGCUAACUCACUUUUACACAUUUAUUCUAAGGCCUGAUGCCUCAUAUAGCAUCCUCGUUGAUAAUAGAGAGAGAGAAUCCGGAAGCAUGUAUACUGAUUGGGAAAUCCUUCCUCCACGGAAAAUCAAGGAUGUUAAAGCCAAAAGGCCUGCAGACUGGGAUGAUAGAGAAUACAUUGACGAUCCUAAUGAUGUCAAACCAGAGGGAUAUGAUUCAAUUCCUGCUGAGAUUCCAGAUAGAAAGGCAAAAGAGCCUGAUGACUGGGACGAAGAACUGGAUGGUAUUUGGAAGCCACCUAAGAUCCCAAAUCCAGCAUACAAAGGACCCUGGAAGCGCAAGAAAAUCAAGAACCCCAACUAUAAGGGAAAAUGGAAAACUCCAUGGAUUGAUAACCCUGAGUUUGAGGAUGAUCCGGACCUUUAUGUGCUGAAACCAAUAAAAUAUGUGGGUAUUGAAGUCUGGCAGGUAAAGGCUGGUUCCGUUUUUGACAACAUAUUGAUUUGUGAUGACCCGCAAUAUGCAAGACAAGUUGUAGAAGAUAUCUGGGCCAAGAAUAGGGAGGCUGAAAAGGAGGCCUUUGAAGAAGCAGAGAAAGAAAGAAAAGCUCGGGAAGAGGAGGAAGCUCAAAGAGCAAGGGAGGGGGGUGAAAAGAGGAGAAGAGAGAGGGACCAUCGAUAUGGAGACAGGAGGCACCGAAGAAGGCACGAUCCCCGUGAUUAUUUGGAUGAUUACCAUGAUGAACUAUGAGGUGUCUGCUGCUAUUUCACAAAUUUUAUGAUUCACUUGAAUGGAAAAAAAAGAAAAAAAAAGAAAGAAAAGUAAAGCAAUGCUGCCACCUUGAGAGAAGCAGCAUUGGUUUCUCUGUCUGAAGCAUGUCCGGUCCCGGUUGUUGUAUAAUUGUUGUUGUAACAUUAUUGUUGCACUAAUAUGAAAUCCCAAAGCUGAAAAAAUCUGGAGCUGGAAUGAAUGAUGCAGUCUUAUGCUUUGCAUCAGCAUUCAACUAAUAAAUACUGAUUUGUAAGCAGUCUGUUACUCUGGCUUUUGCACUAUUAAACUGCCCUGUUCCGUUGUCAAUCCUAAUGCACUUAUAUUAUAAAUAUCAUCCAUAAUUUAUUUCAUCUCA
Molecule: messenger RNA, 1792 nt
Organism: Theobroma cacao (cacao)
Lineage: Eukaryota; Viridiplantae; Streptophyta; Magnoliopsida; Malvales; Malvaceae
Product: calreticulin-3
Biological process (GO): protein folding; ERAD pathway
Cellular component (GO): endoplasmic reticulum membrane; endoplasmic reticulum
Molecular function (GO): calcium ion binding
Source: RefSeq, a predicted model, not a curated record